Messenger RNA from Didymodactylos carnosus, 1346 nucleotides. Lineage: Eukaryota; Metazoa; Rotifera; Eurotatoria; Philodinida; Philodinidae. The record is from the annotation of a GenBank genome assembly.
GCUAGACCUUUCUAGAGCGAUUUUCUAGAAAAUUGGUUUUCCAGAAAACUCGAAAAAUCUCCGAAACUUUACCUUUAAGUCACGAUUGUAGCCCAUGAAAUUAUGAUCAAAAUGAGACAUAUCCAACCUCUACGUGAUCUAUCUGCGAAGUUAUAGAAUUUACAAGAAAAGUCCUAAAUUUUCAUUGUCAGCUCAAAGCCACAGAAAUAAGAAGAAAUUCAUUUAAGGCUUUCCUUGUAAAUUCUAUAACUUUGCCGAUUUUCUCCUGCACAUAUGCCGUCAUAUGCAGUUAGCAAAUCCCAGUCUUUGAACAUUAUUAAUUAAAGUUACAUGUUUUUGAACUUAUAUUUUCAUAUCUUCAAGAAGUUUUAAGAGAAAGCGAUCAAUAAUAUGCUAAUGCGGAAGAAGCAGCUCUCAAAACGAUUGCAAAUAAGAAGCAUCAAGAAGAUCUGGAAGCGGAAGAGCAUCGUCAGCGAUGUAUUCAAGAAUGCGCCGAAUUAGAAAAGGCAAGUGCAGCUCGUAAUCAACAGUAAAUACGAGAAUGGGAGAUUCGACAAGGGAUCGAUUCUGAGCGAGCAGUGAUAGAAGCUUUGACUCGACAAAACGAAACUGAAGAGUUUCAACAGCUCCUACUCAAACAAGUUUCAAAAGGUUUGAAGUCAUCAGAAAUGUCAGACGAAGAUGAAUUGACAUUGGCAGAGUUGAAGUUUAAACGUGAAACAUCCCAAAAACCGAUGGAAAAGGUACUUGGGUAUGACACCUACAUGAACAAAGACAAUCGAAUGGUUUUAAUAGUACCGGACGCAGUAACUACUAUUAUAACAGAAGACCGAAACGGAUUACAAACUACUACUUUUUUUCAAACUCAGUCCGGCAGUAGUAUUCGCAGACUAACUUCAACAUGCAAGAAAAGUAUUCAAGAAAUAGUAUCAAAUCUAGCCGAGUCGGUGGCACCCGGUCAGGGUGAAACACUAGUGAAUCUUUCGGGUUUAGAUACGAUGUUUGAAAGAGCACACCGUCAAAAAUCAACAUUAGAGGUUAAUAGCGCGAUGGUCAGUUACCUCAUCGAGAUGUAUCGUCAGUAUGAUCAACAGAAAUUGCCAUACCAGGAAAAAAUUCGAAUUUUGUCAUUGUUACCUGAAGACUGGACAUACAAUGAGAUACAGGAGAAAUUUGGCUGUACUCGACAUGCUGUGAACCUAGCGAAAGAUUUACGGUUGUCCACGACUACACCGUUACAUUUAGAACCCCAGAAAUGCGUUAUACGCUCUCGUAUCUCGCCAGCGUUAACGGAACACUUCAUUACUUGGCUGGUAGAAACUGAAAUGUUGGUAUCUAUACCGUGA